Molecule: messenger RNA, 819 nt
Organism: Gekko japonicus
Lineage: Eukaryota; Metazoa; Chordata; Lepidosauria; Squamata; Gekkonidae
Product: selenoprotein Pb-like
Exons: 4
Biological process (GO): selenium compound metabolic process
Cellular component (GO): extracellular region
Molecular function (GO): selenium binding
Source: RefSeq, a predicted model, not a curated record
AUGGGCUGUCCUGCCCUAGCCACAACAACCUUCCUGGUGGGAUUGGUGAUUACUGCCACACUGGCAGAUGUGGCUGAGAACAGGAGCCAAAUAUGCCAGCCUGCACCACUCUGGAAGAUCAAUGGGACAGUCCCAAUGGAUGGGGUGGAGGGCCAAGUGACAGUAGUGGCCCUGUUAAAAGCAAGCUGACAGUUCUGUCUCAAGCAAGCUGCCAGCCUUGGCAGCUUGCAGAAGAAGCUGUCCCAUAAAGGGAUGGUCAAUAUAAGCUUCAUGAUUGUGAAUGAGAAGACUCCUUUUUCCCGGGCAAUGUAUUGGGAGCUCAAGCGGCAUGCUCCAGAGGGAAUUCCUGUUUACCAGCAGGAGAUCUUGGAACCUGACGUCUGGCAAAUUCUACAUGGGGACAAGGAUGACUUCCUGAUCUAUGACAGGUGCAGCAAGCUGACUUUCCACAUCCAGCUGCCAUACAGUUUCCUGCACUUCCCUUAUGUUGAAGCUGCUGUACACCACACGUACCACAAGGACUACUGUGGCAAUUGUUCCUGGUACCAUUCUAAUAGCAACCAAGAGAUAAGUAGCACAGCAGAGACUAGUAUGAUGACGACUGAGGCUUCCAGACACAGUGAAAAGAACCAGGAAGUUUCCAGUCACAGGCAUAAUGGGAAGAGCAAAGAGGCACCCAACUCUACAGAGCACACAGCCCAUCACUUUUCUCAUCCUUCAGUGAGCAGCAGCCACAGGGCCUUGGAUCUGGCCAGUACACACCAGUCAGUUCCCCAGUCUCAGAGCCAGCUGCAGAAGCAGCAGGAAGCAGAAUCUUAA